Molecule: messenger RNA, 2158 nt
Organism: Camponotus floridanus (Florida carpenter ant)
Lineage: Eukaryota; Metazoa; Arthropoda; Insecta; Hymenoptera; Formicidae
Product: venom carboxylesterase-6
Exons: 8
Coding region: 75-1754 (559 amino acids)
Source: RefSeq, a predicted model, not a curated record
AGUGACUAGCGCCGGAGAAAUGCCAGUUUGCAAUAAUUUCUGCAAAAGACGCACACAGCACACUACUAAAUACAAUGCUCAUAAGACUACUGAUCGUCCUGCUUUCUUUAAACUUAGCUAUAUUAGUAAAUUCAGACGAGACUGUACCAAGAGUUAAAACUCUCUCAGGAGCACUGAAAGGGUAUUACAAAAUAUCACAAUAUGGUAGAAAAUACGAGGCAUACGAAGGGAUUCCUUAUGCAUCGCCACCUGUUGGAGAAUUAAGAUUCAAGCCUCCUCGACCAAUACCGGCAUGGAUCGGCGAGUUACCGGCUAUGAAAUUCGGUUCACCGUGCAUUCAAUACGCUCAAUCUCCUUCCGAUCUUGCGGAUAAUGUCGAGGGUGCCGAAGAUUGCUUGUAUUUAAAUAUUUAUGUACCAAUACGAAAUAAGACGGAAAAGAUUUCUAUGCCGGUAUUGUUUUGGAUCCAUGGCGGCGCUUUUCAACUUGGUAGCGGUACGAUUUAUGGAGCCACAUAUUUGAUGGAUAGCGACGUCAUACUCGUCACAAUUAACUAUCGAUUGGGACCGAUGGGUUUUCUUAGCACGGAAGAUGAAAUAGUUCCUGGCAACAUGGGUCUAAAAGAUCAAAAUAUGGCACUUCGCUGGGUAUUCCAGAAUAUCGAGUCGUUCGGUGGCGAUCCAAACGGAAUAACUUUAUUUGGUCAGAGUGCUGGUGGUGCAAGUGUGCAAUAUCACUACUUAUCGCCAAUGAGCGUAGGACUUUUCCGAGGAGGAAUGUCGUUCAGCGGAACAGCAUUCGAUUGUUGGGCGCAAACUGAGAGUUCUUUAGAGAAAACUAAAAAACUGAGCUCUUUAAUGGGAUGCCCUACAACUACCUCUAGAGAUAUGAUAGAUUGCUUAAGAUAUCGACCGGCUCGAGAUAUCGUACAGGCUACAAGCGAAUUUAUGUAUUUCUUCUACAAUCCCUUCACUCCUUUCGGACCAGUAGUUGAAAAAGCCAACAAUGAUACACCUUUCAUCGAUAAGACACCAAUUGAAAUCGUGAAUAACGGUGAAGUGCAAGAUUUACCUUGGGUUACAAGCGUAGUGAGUGAAGAAGGCCUUUAUCCCGUAGCUGAAUUCAUCGCUAACAAUGAAGCUCUGAAACAAUUAAAUGGCAACUGGGAUUUUCUCGGUCCGCAUUUUCUAGACUUUUAUUACACCAUCCCAAAAGAGAAGCAAGUCGAGAUUGCUCGUAUUAUCAAGAAGCAUUAUUUCGAUACGAAAUCAAUAGACCAGACAACUACAAAACAACUGGUACAAAUGGCGGGUGAUCGUUUCAAUGUGGUCGAUAGUGAGAAGGCUGCGCAAAUGCAAGCCAAAGUAAAUCGGAAUCCAGUCUGGUAUUAUUAUUUCUCGUACAGAGGAAAUCACAGUUUAAGUGAUUUUAUAAGCGGUACAACUAAUAAUUACGGUGUCUCUCAUGGCGAUGAUAUAUUCUACAUAUUAGAGUCUCCCAUUGUGAAUACAACAACAACGCAACGAGAUCGCGAUAUGCAGAAAGUCUUAAUCGAUUAUUGUGUAUCUUUUGCUACAAAUGGAAUUCCAAACGUGGCUGGUGUAAAAUGGUCGAAAUUAGAUCCUUCAAAAAAGGAAAUUCAGUAUCUGCAUAUUGCUAGCCCUACUGAGAUUAACAUGGGUAGCAAUGCCAAUUUCGGGGAUGAAACAUUCUGGAAUUCACUUAAGUUUAACGAGAAUGUGUUGUUCACGUAAAGAAAUUGGGAAGAAAUGCUUUAAAUGAUUUUACAAGAAAAUUCGAUUCUUUUAUCUAUAUUUUACGCAACUAAUUUUUGUUAUAAAUUAAUAUAAUGCUUAACUUUGUAUAUUAUAUUUACUUAUAUUUACGAAUCUUUUCUGUAUAAAGUACGAUGCCCAAAGAAAUUGAUUUUGGAAAUGUAAAAUUAUUUUAACUGACACUUGCACUUAUUUGAAUUUGUUAUUACACUGUGUUUUAAGAAUGGCAUUCCAUGAUAAUAUACAAAUCACGAAAGAUGUAACUUUAGGACCACAUCAUGUAUAACUAUGUCACAGUUAUUAAGCCUAUCUAUUUUUUGUGAUCCUUUUUUUAAUCUGGUAUUUAUUGGAUUCGAUACUCUAAAAUUCAACUUAAAAUAUUU